Mesitornis unicolor (brown roatelo) is the source of this 1254-nucleotide messenger RNA. RefSeq names its product cyclin B3 (gene CCNB3). Gene Ontology annotation, molecular function: cyclin-dependent protein serine/threonine kinase regulator activity. The coding region runs from base 1 to 1254 and encodes 417 amino acids. Gene Ontology annotation, cellular component: cyclin-dependent protein kinase holoenzyme complex; centrosome; cytoplasm. The record is from RefSeq and is a predicted model, not a curated record. The transcript has 11 exons. Gene Ontology annotation, biological process: mitotic cell cycle phase transition; regulation of cyclin-dependent protein serine/threonine kinase activity. NCBI's taxonomy places the organism in Eukaryota, Metazoa, Chordata, Aves, Mesitornithiformes, Mesitornithidae.
AUGCCAUUGCCACGCAACACCAAGAUGGUGAGCACCAAGCAGCCCCGAGCGGGCAAGGUGUGCCCUUCUGUGGAGAAUGCCAACCCUGAGAAGGAGGAAAACUCUCAGGCCAAGAGGUCCCCAUCCUCGCCCCAAGGUGGGCCCAAGAAGAGGUCGGCAUUCGGGGACAUCACCAAUGCUCACAAGAACCAGGUGGUGGCAGGGAAGAAGGAGGCUGUGAAAGUGGCACCGCACAAGGCACAGAGGAACCAUGGUGCUCUGGGAGUGGCCAAGAACAACGAGAUCAACCUGAAAAAGUCAAUGAAGAAAACUCCCCCGGCAGAGGCUCCGGCAGAGGUUCCUGCAGAGCCCAAGGAGGAUCCCGUGCCAGAGGAGCCGGUGCCUGCACAGGUACCAAAGCCCUCCCAGGAGAAGGUGCCAGCGGUGGAGGACAUCGACAAGGAGCAGCUGGGGGACCCCUAUGCCAAUGCAGAAUACGCCAAGGAGAUCUUUGAGUACAUGCGGGGCAGAGAGGAGAAAUUUGUGCUCCCUGACUACAUGGAGAAGCAGCCAGACAUCAGCGGGGACAUGCGUGCCAUCCUGGUGGACUGGAUGGUGGAGGUGCAGGAGAACUUUGAGCUGAACCACGAAACACUGUACCUGGCCGUGAAGUUGGUGGACCACUACCUGGUGGAGGUGGUGUGCAUGAGGGACAAGCUGCAGCUCAUCGGCUCUACCGCCAUCCUCAUUGCCUCCAAAUUUGAGGAGCGGUGCCCGCCAUGCGUGGAUGACUUCCUCUACAUCUGCGAUGACGCCUACAAGCGGGAAGAGCUGAUCGCCAUGGAGAUAAGCAUCCUCAGCACCCUCAAGUUUGACAUCAACAUCCCCAUCCCGUACCGGUUCCUGCGGCGCUUUGCCAAGUGCGCUCGUGCCUCCAUGGAGACACUGACACUGGCGCGCUUCCUCUGCGAGAUGACCCUGCAGGAGUACGACUAUGCCCGCGAGAGCCCCUCCAAGCUGGCUGCCAGCUGCCUGCUGCUGGCACUCACCAUGAAGAACCUGGGCGGCUGGACCCCCACGCUGGAGCACUACAGCGGGUACUGCUCCCAGGACCUGCACCCCCUGGUGAAGAGGCUGAAUUUCCUGCUCACCUACCAGCCCCGUGACAAGCUGAAGGCUGUACGCACCAAGUACUCACACAGGGUCUUCUUUGAGGUUGCCAAAGUCACCCCCAUGGACAUGCUCGAGCUGGAGAAGAUGCUGAAAAGCUGCUAG